Messenger RNA from Corvus hawaiiensis (hawaiian crow), 6002 nucleotides. RefSeq names its product forkhead box I2 (gene FOXI2). The transcript is spliced from 3 exons. Gene Ontology annotation, biological process: regulation of transcription by RNA polymerase II; cell differentiation; anatomical structure morphogenesis. The coding region runs from base 287 to 901 and encodes 204 amino acids. Gene Ontology annotation, molecular function: DNA-binding transcription factor activity, RNA polymerase II-specific; RNA polymerase II cis-regulatory region sequence-specific DNA binding. The record is from RefSeq and is a predicted model, not a curated record. NCBI's taxonomy places the organism in Eukaryota, Metazoa, Chordata, Aves, Passeriformes, Corvidae.
GAACAAUCCCAGCUCUCGCAGCCUUUCCUCCCAGCAGAGCUGCUCCAUCCCUCUGCUCAUCCUGGAGCCUCCUCCGGAUUCUCUCCAACAGCUCCGCGUCCUUGCUGUGCUCAGCUCCCCCCCGGCUGCCAUUCCCAAACUCCUCCCGCUUGUCCCGGCGCCUCUCCCCCCUCACCCCUCCGCUUCCCCCGCACCUGCGGGGCGGUGCCGGGCGGGGCGGAGGGAGGGGUCGCUGCCGGGGGGUCCCCUGCUAUUUAACAGGGCGGGCUCGGAGCCGCCCCGCACCAUGCACCCCUUCGGGCCGCCCCCGCCGCCCGGCCGGGACCCGCGGGAUGCCGCGGGAUGCUCGGCUCCCUUCCCGGGCCCGCAGCCGCCCGCAGCCAACCCGUACCUGUGGCCGGGCGGCCUCUCCGCUCCGUGCCUGCCCUCGGGGGCCGUGCUGGGCGCGGGGGCGGAGCGGGGGUGGCCGGCGCUGUCGCCGCUGUCCCCGGCUCGGCCGCCCUACUCGUACUCGGCGCUGAUCGCCAUGGCCAUCCACAGCGCGCCCGGCCGCCGCCGCACGCUCAGCCAGAUCUACCAGUUCGUGGCCGAGAACUUCCCGUUCUACCGGCGCGGCAGGGCCGGCUGGCAGAACUCCAUCCGCCACAACCUGUCCCUGAACGACUGCUUCAGGAGGGUGCCGCGGGAUGAGGGCGAUCCGGGCAAAGGCAGCUACUGGACGCUGGACCCCGACUGCGAGAAGAUGUUCGACAACGGGAAUUUCAGGAGGAGGAGGAAGCGGCGAGCGGAGGGGGCCGGAGCGGCGGAGGCGGCCGGGGACAGCGGUGGGGACCAGCGGGUGGCGCGGCCACCCCCGCCCGAGGCCACCGCCCGCUACGGCCACGCCGGGGGCCAGGCCUGACUGGGCUCACCCCCAGCUGAACUCGGGCACGGGAGAGAGAUGGUUUUGUCCGGUGGAAAUGGUUUUCAAGGAAGAAGACAUUUAAAUGAUAGCCUCUGUUUCCUUUUCCAAGCAGGGUAGGAUCCUGUCCAAGGGUCCAAGCUGCCUCUGGGCUGGGGUAUUAAUUCCCUAAGGAAUGGGCACACAUUUGACCUGGGAAGGAUGGAGAAACUCCUGCCUGGCAGCGCUGGAGGACCCUUCCCAAGACCCCGGACCUCAGCGCUGGGCAAGAAAUGAUUUCACUGAACCCACAUUUCCUUCUGCUCCAGGAUACAAAAUUCCAGAUCUGACUGUAAGGGCUGAAUUCCCGAUUUUCUCCUGGGAUAAGGAGAAAGGGCCCUGGAAAAGCAGGAAAACAGAACCCCAGGAGGCUGCAGGAGAUUCCAACUUCCCCAGCGUGGUCCUUGCUGGCUCACCUGGGUCCUGGGGCAGGGAAAUCCAUGGAGAACUCGGUGAAAGGACCACAUUCCACUGCAGAACCUUUUUCCAGGGACAGUUCUAGAUGAUGAUUCAGUGUGUAUGUGGAGGCCCCCAUUUGUAUUUCUCCGUGCUUCUGUUGUGCUCUGAUCCUAUUUUUGUGUAUGGGAAAGGAGAUGUUUUUAAAAUAAAUCGUUGGAGCAGGGAAGUUGCAAUCGCUGGGAGCAAAAGCAGUGCCUUGAAGGAAGGGCUGCAGCAGGUAAUGAGGCUCUGGGCUAAUUACAGCUGCAGGCUUUUGUGGGAAAGGUGGUGGGAUGCUGGGAUGGGCCAGAUUCCCAAGGAAGCCCAGAAAUAAUGGAGGUGGUUUCACCAGGAGGGUGCCUGGGAAUCAGCCCAGGGGCUGGGAUGAGGCUCUGGAGGAGCCAUUCCACACUGGGAGAAGGGCUGAGGAGGUGAGUUGGGGAUGUCCAAAGUGAAGUGUGCACCCUGUGACCCCCUCCUGCUGUCCCCAGACCCCUGCCACUGGUUUGUCACUGGUUUUCUGUGUCUGUGGGAGCUCAGGAAGUUUAACACAGGUGAGAAUUACGGGAUGUUCCUGCAGUUGGAUGCCAUUUCUGCUCUCUCCUGGUCUUGGAAAUAUUAGACAUCCAAUGGGGGGAUUGGUUUCUGUGCAGGGCCAGGAGUUGGAAUCACUGAUCCUGAUGGGUCCCUCCCAGCUGAGGAUAUUCCGUGAUUCUGUUCUGUAAUUCCUGCUGGAAUUUAGAGCAAUUUGUGCUGCCAGGAACAGGUUUUGCAUCAUUUUCACCAUUUCCCCCUCAAUAAACUAAACAGGAUUGAAAAGGUUUUGCUGUUUGAGGGAACACCCAAACAGAGCAAGAAACCCAUGGUUCAUUUCAGCCAGGGUGCACUGGGAAAUGGGAAUGACAUCAAUAAGUUAUGGAAAAGCUUGGGAAAGAACAGAGUUCUGGAAGCUCCACGCUGUGCUUUUCACAGGGGAAGGUGCAGCUCUGGCAAGGAAACAACAACCGUGGUUCUUUAUUCAGGGAUAGACCCAUGGAAGUAGGGAUCUGGCCUGUUCCUUUACCCAACAGGAUAAACAUCCAGGAAUUCUGUACUCUGGAGCAACGUGUUGCCCUAAAUAAGGAAGAGAAGGGGCUGUCAAAGACUCAUAAAUGAGGAUUUGGGGAGCAGGCAGUGAUGCAGGGCAUGUAAGGAGAGUUUGCACCUUUGAACAUUUAAUCCUGGGCUGUGCUCUGAGCCCAACUCGGGGCUGGAGGGUUCCCGAAGAAAAACCCCAUCCCUCCUCACCCCUGGCAGCUUUUCCUCCCAGGAGGGGCUGGACAGAGCCUGGCAGUGCAGGGGAUUCUGGCUGUGUGCAAGCAGUGCCUGUGGGGUGUCCCCUGGACUAACCUGGAGGGAUGGAAAAUUCCCCAAACCACACAGGGUCUAUCCCUGCAAUGCCUCUGAGGGCAGCAGAGGCUGCAGAGCAGAGCUGGAGGCUUCACUUCUUCAGCAAUGAGUCUGUGAAUUAUUUUGCUGGCUUUAAUUGAUGUUCUUCCAGUCUCAGUUCUAUUUGAACCCAGUUGCAGCAGCAAUAAAUCUCUAUUUUCAGCGUGAUUAUCACUCAGGAGGAGUCCAUCACAAAUGCAAACAGGAUGUGAUAACUCAGAUUUAUUUCUCCUUUUUUCUUUUCAAUUUUCCCUCUGCUCCAACACUCGCCUGUGAUAAAUCCUUGUUAAGCACUGGGAUUUCCCUGUGCUUUACUGUGGGAUAACACGGCUUCCCAGGAUUUUUUUGUUGGAAAACAGAAGAGGGAGUAUUAAAUUUUAUAUUGUGGGAGGAAAAUCAAUACAAACCCGAGUUUCCAUGUUCUUGGGAGUCAUCAGGGCUGGAGGGAAAGGAAGUUGUAAGUAGCUGUUAGUACAUAAAAAGAUCAGGAAGCUCAUCCUUUUCUAUGGGUUGUGUAGAAUUCCAUGCUGUAGGAGACAGGAAUUCGAGCCCUGGAGAAAAAUACUUGGGAAUAUACGUGGUGGGAGCAGGUUGGAUGUGAAUGAUUUGUCUUGGAACCCACAGAACCCAGCUCUGUGUGGUGUCUGGGUUUUUUCGGGAUCGUUGCAUUUCCUUGGAAUCCUGGGAGCACCCAGGGACCAAAUCCUGCUCCUGUAGGACUCCAGCUCCUCUCCCUGUGCUCCCAGGGGUAUCCAGGCCCUGGGAAGCACCUGGUGAGGGGCUGGAUUUAUUGCUUUGGGGAUGGAACUGGUUUUUCCUGCUGCAAUGGUGCCAGACAACAACACUCCAUGAGAAUUCGGGAUUCUUGUCCUGCUCCCGACACUCAGCUCUGGGAUUUCUUCUUGCCCAGAAAAUCUUCCAUCCCUGGAAGUGUCCAAGGCCAGGUUGGAGUGCCCUGGGAUAGUGGAAGGUGUCCCUGCCCAUGGGAUGCCCAUGGAUGGGUUUUAAGGUCCUUCCAACCCAACCCACCCUGGGAUUUGGGCACCCCAAUUUGCCAAGCCCAGCUCCCCGUCCCACUCUUUGCCCAGGGACUGUUUGGAAAUGCUGGAUUUUUUCUGGAUAAUGCUCUGAGACACUCCUGGAGGGGAACAGGUCCAGUAAGUGCUGAGUGAGGAAUUGCAGAAGGGGAAAUGGUACCUUGAAGUAGGGGAAAAAUCGAGCUGUAAGAAGAGCACCUCUGGUGUUGACUCUGAGAUCUUGUGGGUGGAACAGGGACUAAAAACUCCGUUCCUGCCUGCAGCAGUGGCAUCUCAAAGCCCAGUCUAUCAGCCAGGAUUAAUCUGCUCUUUUCACUGAGCUUUCAGCCAAUAUGACAGCACACGGCUGAGCUGUGUUUGCCUUUCUUUUAAGGAAAACACUUCUUUAUCACCUGGAUAACCACGGAGUAAAAGGAAGAAUUUUUCAUUCUGGGGUGAUGUCUGCUGUGCUUGGUGAAGGAUUUCAUAUUAUUGUCUCUGAUAUCAGCUUAGAUCAUUUACAACUGUCAGGUUUUGAUAGAACUGGUAUUUUAUUUUAUUUUAUUUUAUUUUAUUUUAUUUUAUUUUAUUUUCAUUAGGGGCCAAACUUGCGCAGUGUUGCUGCUUAUGCAGAGCCCAAAGGCACUCGUGAGUUGUUCCAUUUUGUGGAGAUGAACUCAUUAAUUUUUCUUCAGACUAAGAAAAGCCAAUACAAAACCAUUUCCUGUGCUGAAGUUAAGUCACUUUCUGAUCACUUCACAGCAGCAGAAUAGCAGAGACUCUUUUUAAAAUAAACUUGGAUUUUUGCUGUUCAUUUCUAGCUGGGAUUUUUUUACUUACAAUUGCUUUUGGAAAGAUCAAUACAUUUUAUCAGGCCUUUUAUGAAACGUCUUCAAACUCUACCCUGGAGCUUCUUGCUCAUAUUAAGAUUAUUUUCCUACAGCCUGAAGGUGAAUAAAGUUCUUUACAGUGCCCAAGUGUGUAGGUGAGCAAGGGAUGUGCUCAGACCUUGUGAGGUGUAAAACAGCAGUGAGAAGAACUCACAGCUCAGCUCCAGUCCCUUUCUCCUCUGAAAGGAAAGCUCCAGCCAAAACACAACCCAAAAAUCACACAAAGAAGUUGUUUGGGGGAAAGAUUCCUCUUCUCCACAAGUGGAAAUGUUUGGGCAGUGCUGGAACAAAUCCAGGCUGCCUGGGAACCUCGUAACGGAGGAACAGCCCCAAGAGGGAAAGAGUUUUAACACCAUAAUUAAAGGGUUUGGAUUCCAAUGAGCAAUUUUGAACAUCAGGCUUCCUUUUGUUUCAAAGUUACACGUCCCAUCCCUUCAGGUUCCCAGUGUGAACUUGCUGGAGCUCACAGAAUUCCUGGAGAUUUUUUCCCCCUUCACUUUGGUUUCUAUAAUGGGAUAAAUAAACAUCUCACAGCUUGUUGAGCUCCAAGAAAUAAAAGUGGGGUUUCAAGCUGUUGCUUUAGGAUGGGAAGCCAGGGAUUCACAGUUUCUUACUACAAACAAGCUUAAAGGAGAGAUUUUAUCCCUUUUUAGAGGAAGGAACUUCUGUAUCCAGGUCUGUCCUCAAGCUGAGUUUUGGGGUUGCCAACACAGUGGGUGGGACAGUUGGAAUUAGCAGGAAAAGAUUGACCUGCUAAUCUAAAAUAGUCCAGAAAGAGCUCAUUUGGCACAUAUUGCAUCCAAACAUUGCUUUGUUUUUAGCUGUGCAAAGGCUUUCCUUGACACAGCAACCCUGAGCCAUGAGCAGAGGAAAAGGGGUUUGCACUGCUGCCACAUCAGGGGGCAUUUCAAAAAAGAGGAAAUUUUAAGGAUUCAAACUUAAGCUCUGCUUUAAAUACAUAAAUCUAACUUUUAAUAAUGACACCUCUUUGGAAACUGUAUUUUAAUGUACAUAUUGGCAUAUAAAAACUCUGUUGUGGGGUUUAUCCAUCUCAAUUUAGACGGGAAGUUCUAACAGGGAUUUGGUUUUGUUAACGUUUCCUUUCAGCACUCAAACCCACGGAUGUUAAGGAUGCAGAAUAAACACAUUUUUUAUCUGCUGCGACUCAUGAACAUUUCAAGUCAGAUUUCUGCUGUUGGGGCACAAAGCUUUGUUUGAAAUGACACAUUAGUGACAAAUGUUGAUAUUUAAUACACCAUUCCCUUCAUCAACAGCUAAUUACCACAAUUA